Angiostrongylus costaricensis is the source of this 621-nucleotide messenger RNA. NCBI's taxonomy places the organism in Eukaryota, Metazoa, Nematoda, Chromadorea, Rhabditida, Metastrongylidae. The record is from the annotation of a GenBank genome assembly.
AUGUACAAGAAUGAAAGUUGGAGCGUUAUCACUUGUAAUUGUUUUAGGCAUUUUUCUUUUUCCAAACGGCGUAGAAACGUUAAGAAUGCCAUGGUCGUGAGGGAGACGAUAUCGCGGUGUUUAAAUCUCGUUGCCAUAGUGAUUCAUAUCAACUUUCAGGUGAAAUUGAACAUAGUCAAUGUACUCGAUGACGUCGACAUUCCCCCAGGAAGGUCUCGAAUUGUUCGUGUACAGUGCUCACUCCAGCCAAGUGUAUUUGGAUUCGACAAGUACUACACAUUGAAAAACCGAAUGUUGUACACCGGUGGAGCUACGUUGCUCUCCAAGGCACUCGCUUUCUCGGCAAGACUUCUGUAUCGAGAACAAAACCUGAGAGAUGUGAAGAUGAGAAAUCACAAACUGAUGCCGACACCCCGACGUGAUCGACUGCAGGUGAGCGGAACCCUGUGUAUGCAGUGGGGAACGAACGCGCUAUUGUCCUUUCCGGGGAGUAGCGCGUCCACCACCACACCACGCCGGUCCUUCGUUUCGCCUGUCUCUCAGCUAGUUCUAUCGAUCUUUUGCCAUCAACAAUCACCCGUCAGCGGGAUUGAUCUGGGGGGCCCAAAUCGGCAGAGAUAA